UUCAAAACCUUGCAUUAAGAACAGGAAGGAUCGCUGAGCUUUUAUUUUCCAGUCCGCUUUGCUCUACUUAAACAAGAGAUCUCAAAAAAUGAUAGUAGUUCUUCUGCUCUUGCUAGAAAACGUUGCAGGUCAGCAUCUCUCCGGGCCCAGCGAAGUGAAGCAAUGCGCAGGCAGGACGCUUUACGUCGAGUGCCGCUAUCAUUCGUUUUACAGGGACAGCGUCAAGUACUGGUGCAAAGGCUACUAUUUUAAUUACUGCACGGUCCUCAUAAAGACGAGUCAAUCUCAGGGAGCCUACGAACAUCUGCAGAUCAAAGACGAUAAAAGAUACGGCCUUUUCACCAUCCAGAUGAAGAACGCUCAGACGGAGGAUAGCGGAUGGUACUGGUGUGCGAUCGAACGAGUGAGCGCUCACGUAAGAAAAGACAUGCAGCUGAUCAUAUCGGCAGAAGAAGCGCAGCAUUGCUCCGUGACUGAGCAACCACAAAAUGUCAAAGAGGCGACUACUGAAGCACUGACGACGAGCGCUUUAACAACCUUCAGGACGACCAUCAAAACAUCAACAUCACACACAACACUGAAAACCACAGAUCUGACGCAAAGACUGCAGGAAACCAGGCCAGGAGAGAUUUACAUCACUCAGUGGUUCAGCCUUCGAAAAUGGAGAAUCACACGGUGGAUCCUGUUCACAGGAAUGUGUCUUUACCUUAUAAGCUUCAUAACAUGCUUCAACAUUUGGGUUAGAUGACACUCAAAUCACAGACACAGCUUUUUAAACAAACAUUUUUUGUUUUAGUUCAUACUGUAAAUGCGAUUUUGAUUCCCUAUUGGAAUCUAAUUAUAUCUGGGCCAUAACUAAAAAAUUGUAUAUAAAAAAAAAAAAAAAAAAAAA
This is a messenger RNA of Silurus meridionalis, 892 nucleotides long. Its product is annotated as CMRF35-like molecule 3. The transcript is spliced from 4 exons. The record is from RefSeq and is a predicted model, not a curated record. NCBI's taxonomy places the organism in Eukaryota, Metazoa, Chordata, Actinopteri, Siluriformes, Siluridae. The coding region runs from base 89 to 748 and encodes 219 amino acids.